AUGGCCCCCUCCUCCUCCCAGGUCGGUCACGGAAUAGCCAAGGUCCUUCGCAUCAAUCUCUCCGAGCGACAGGCACAGAAAGAUGCCAUCACACGAGGCGAAUCAACGUAUUCGGUCAGUACCGCCGAGACAUAUGUUGAGGAGGAACCAAGAACCAUCGAUUGGAUCAGAGAUAUCACUCCCUCAAGAUCCGAUGUUCUCACCUACUUCCGCAAUCUAUUCCCUUUCACAAGAUGGAUCCUGCGGUAUAAUCUCCAAUGGCUGAUAGGCGAUCUUGUGGCCGGUAUCACCGUGGGCGCCGUCGUUGUCCCCCAGGGCAUGGCGUACGCCAAACUGGCCGAGCUUCCCCCCGAGUUCGGCCUCUACUCGUCUUUCAUGGGCGUGUUGAUCUACUGGUUCUUUGCCACUUCCAAGGACAUCACCAUCGGCCCUGUCGCUGUCAUGUCCACCAUUGUCGGUAACGUCGUCAACAAGGUGGCAGUAGACCACCCGGAAGUUCCAGGUCACGUCGUGGCGUCCGCUUUGGCCAUCAUUGCCGGCGCCAUCGUCUGCUUUAUUGGCCUGAUUCGAUGCGGCUGGAUUGUCAACUUCAUUCCUUUGACUGCGAUUUCAGCUUUUAUGACUGGCUCGGCCAUCAGCAUUGCAGCGGGCCAAGUUCCGGCAAUGAUGGGGAUCAAAGUUAAGGGCUUCAACACUCGCGCCUCUACGUACUUGGUCAUUAUCAAUACUCUCAAGUAUCUUGGGCACACCAAGCUUGAUGCUGCCAUGGGACUGACCGCACUGUUUUUGCUUUAUGCCGUCCGCUUCAUAUGCACCGUAUUGGCAAAGAAACAUCCCAGCCGGGCCAAGACAUAUUUCUUCAUCUCCACUCUCCGAACGGCCUUCACCAUCCUUCUUUACACCAUGAUCAGCUGGCUUGCCAAUCGCCACCACCGGAAGAAGCCUAUCUUUGCGAUUUUAGGAAAGGUCCCUCGUGGAUUCAAGCACGCUGCGGUCCCUACGAUCAACACCGACAUCAUCAGUUACUUUGCAAGCGAGCUUCCUGCCUCGGUCAUUGUCCUGCUCAUUGAGCAUAUCGCCAUUUCCAAGUCGUUUGGUCGCGUCAACAACUACACCAUCGAUCCAUCGCAAGAGCUGGUUGCCAUCGGAGUCAGCAACCUGCUCGGCCCCUUUCUGGGAGGUUAUCCCGCGACUGGCUCCUUCUCAAGGACCGCAAUCAAAUCCAAGGCUGGCGUCCGGACCCCGUUUGCCGGUGUCAUCACCGCCAUUGUCGUCCUAUUGGCUAUAUACGCACUGCCGGCCGUCUUCUUCUACAUUCCGAACUCAUCACUGGCGGCUGUCAUCAUUCACGCUGUGGGUGACUUGAUCACCCCUCCCAACACAGUCUACCAAUUCUGGCGGGUGUCACCCCUGGAGGUGAUUAUUUUCUUUGCCGGUGUUUUGGUGACCAUUUUCUCCUCCAUCGAAAAUGGCAUCUACACCACCAUCUGCGUGAGCGCGGCCGUCUUGCUGUUCCGCGUCGUCAAAGCUCAUGGCCAUUUUGUUGGCCGAGUCAAAAUCCACUCAGUCAUUGGCGAUCACUUGCUUGAGGACAAAUUUCACGACGAGCCGAACAAGUCGGACACCGAGACGGCUGUCCGGGACCUUUUCCUGCCUCUGGACCACAACGGUGGUACAAAUCCCGAAAUCAAGGUGGAUUCCCCUUAUCCUGGUAUCUUCAUCUACCGAUUCAGCGAAGGCUUCAACUACCCCAACGCCAACCACUACACAGAUUAUCUGGUCGAUUACAUUUUCAAACACACCAGACGAACCAAUCCUGACUCCUGGCCACGGCCUGGCGACAGACCGUGGAACAAUCCUGGUCCUCGACGAGGGAGGUCAGAACCCGAUCGAUCAUACCUUCCGACGCUCAAAGCUAUCAUCCUCGAUUUUUCCGCGGUCAAUAAUGUCGACGUUACCAGCGUCCAGAAUCUCAUCGAUGUACGCAACCAACUCGAUCGAUAUGCUGCUCCGGAUGUUGUGCAAUGGCAUCUUGCUUGCAUUAACAAUCGUUGGACCAAGCGUGCUCUCGCCUCGGCCGGAUUUGGCUACCCCACACCUCCGGCGCAGGAGUAUAGCCGGUGGAAGCCCAUCUUCAGCGUCGCGGAGAUUGGUGGCUCCAGCUCGGCUGCAGCAGCUGCCGAACAAGAGACGAACAGAAGACUGUCGAGACAAGCCCGGGACGUAGAGGCGGGCGGAGUUCGCAGCGGUAGCGUUGCAAAUGAUCCCAAGUCCGAUGUUAUCUCACAGGACCUAUCCAAGGAUGAUUCAGCCACCACUUCCAGCAAUGGCCAUGAUCUUCACCGGGAGAUCAGCACUAGCAAAGCGUAUAACAGACAGCAGAGCAGGCAGGUGGUGGUUCAUGGAUUGAACCGUCCAUUCUUCCACCUUGACUUGACCAUUGCGUUGCAAUCCGCCAUUACCAAUGUCGAGCACCAGGAACGCCUCAGGAGAGCCGAGGCUGGACAAGGUGGCGAUUAUAAUGUCGGCAAGGAAUUGUGA
Molecule: messenger RNA, 2541 nt
Organism: Capronia epimyces CBS 606.96
Lineage: Eukaryota; Fungi; Ascomycota; Eurotiomycetes; Chaetothyriales; Herpotrichiellaceae
Product: SulP family sulfate permease
Exons: 1
Coding region: 1-2541 (846 amino acids)
Biological process (GO): transmembrane transport
Cellular component (GO): membrane
Molecular function (GO): secondary active sulfate transmembrane transporter activity
Source: RefSeq, a predicted model, not a curated record